AUGGAUCAGGUAGUAGAAGAAGUGGAGAAAGUCAAGAAGGAUUUCCAGGAAACGUACGGCCAAACAAUCAAAUACGUUGAUUCCAUCCAAGAAUAUGGGAAAAAAACAAGCAUUGCAGAAGGAAUUGAAAUUGAAGAAGAGGAGAAGAAAGAUUCGUUGCCAAGAUUAAAUGGGUUGGCUCAGGAUGGUUUGAAUAUGCUCCAAUCACUCCAGUUCAAGCUUGAUCUCCUGUCCCCACAACUUCCUUCCGUUGAUUAUGUUGAAAAGGCUCAAGAUUUGGCUCAAUCUUGGAAAAAUCAAAUCCAAAGUCUGCGGAUAGGCCUAAGGAAUGCAAAUUUGCAAGCAAAGACAAACAUGAAGAAAUCUGCUCAAAAGGAGAGAGAGCUGCUUUUGGGAGGUGGAGAAGAGUCUACCAUUCGCAGGCGCAAUCUACAAACAAAAACUGGAAUGACCUCUGCAGCUGAAAGCAUCACAGAGAGCCUUAGGCGUUCUCGGCAGCUCAUGGUUCAGGAGGUUGAAAGGAGUGCAGGCACACUCAUGACAUUUGAGGAGUCAACUGGAGUACUAAAGAAGGCCGAAAGUGAGUACAAGGGCCACCGCUCGUUACUGAUGCGGACCCGAGACCUCCUCUCCACAAUGCAACGUCAAGAUGUUCUUGACAGGUUGAUAAUUAUUGUUGGAUUUCUUAUUUUCUCAUUGGCCGUACUUUAUGUUGUUUCAAAGCGCAUUGGGAUACUCAAGUUGCAGAGUAAGAUUAUGGCAGCUGUGAAGGCUGGAAUGGCAGGACAAGAAGGGAUCGUCGUCCCUAUAGCUGGCCGAGAUGGUAUUCAUGGUGCUCCAGUUCACGAGAAUAAACAAAUCGUUAGAACAGAGAAACGAGUAAACAAAUGUUGGGAAAAAAGAAAAGAGCAACUGCAAAGAGGUGUUAAGAAGAUAUCCAGCAUUUUGACCCUUCUUCUGCACUGCAACACAGGUGCAUUUGCUGUUCUCAAUCAAAUAUUCUGCUGUAUCUAG
Molecule: messenger RNA, 1014 nt
Organism: Fraxinus pennsylvanica
Lineage: Eukaryota; Viridiplantae; Streptophyta; Magnoliopsida; Lamiales; Oleaceae
Source: the annotation of a GenBank genome assembly